Andrographis paniculata is the source of this 471-nucleotide messenger RNA. Its product is annotated as transcription factor PRE5-like. The transcript has 2 exons. The record is from RefSeq and is a predicted model, not a curated record. Gene Ontology annotation, molecular function: protein dimerization activity. Lineage: Eukaryota; Viridiplantae; Streptophyta; Magnoliopsida; Lamiales; Acanthaceae. Bases 47 to 337 code for a protein of 96 amino acids. Gene Ontology annotation, biological process: regulation of growth; regulation of DNA-templated transcription.
CAGCUUUUCUUCUUCUUACAAUUAGGUUACAGUUUCGAUCGAAACGAUGUCGUCUAGGAGAAGACAACGCCAGACGACGACGACCGACGGAGCCUCCAAAAUAACCGACGACCAAAUCAUUCAACUCGUCUCCAAAUUGCACGAAAUUCUUCCCGAAAUCCGCACCACAAGACGGCGCUCCGACAAGGCGUCAGCGAAUAAAGUGCUGCAGGAAACUUGCAAUUACAUACGAAGCCUUCACAGUGAAAUGGACGAUCUGAGCGCUCGCCUUUCGCAGCUGAUGUCGGCUGUAGACAAUGACAGCCCUGAGGCUGCCAUCAUUAGGACAUUAAUCUAAUUAUUAAUUAAUUAGUUAUAAUUUAUGUAGUUGAAAUUUAACGCCCAUUGUUGUAACUUCUUACCUCGGCUGCUGCACCUGCACUGCACGUGCUUUGUUUUUUUUAGUAUUGGGCCUUUGGGCUUAUGAAUUAU